ACGACUCGAUAACGACUAUUAAAUUUUCUUGUUAUAAAUUUUAAUAAAUUUUCGUAACAAAAUGUUUUCCAUUUUUAAAUCAAAAGUUCCCAAACCAUCACUGUCAUCAAGUUCAAUUGCAAGUUCGCCACAAACAACCUCAAAAAAAGUGGACGACGAAGUGUCCAAUAAAUCAGCCAGUUCUUGUGACCCACGUGACCACUUGCUGUUGGACGCCGUUAAAACUUUGGAAAAAAUGAUGAUCACCCAGCAACAACAAUUCGCUCAACUUUACGACCUUUGCGAAUCCAGAUUUAAUAAGAUUGAACGCCAAGGGAAGCUUAUUCAGAAGUUGGAGGCAGAAAAUAACUCUCUCCACGACAGAUUAAACCGUUUUCAGGAGAAUGAUACAAGUUACCGGGAAUUGCUCAACAAAAAUUUGGAUCUAAUUAUUGAACGGGUUAAAAACGUUGAGACAGAAAUGUAUGGAGUACAAGAAGAGAAUAUCAAGGGGAAGACGCCGAUAACUCGCAGUAUGAUAAUGUCACUACAAGCGAAUCAGGGAAUAGAGAAAAACCAUUUGUCACCAAAAAUAUUAAAGGAUCAACCCUUGCCCAAUGACGGGGAAGAAAUUUUGCAGCAUGGUCCAACACCACGUGGCAACUUAAAAAUUCCUGAGAUGAAGACUACGAACAUUCCUAGUUUACCUGGACCCAACAGCAGCGCACUGACUGGAUCGAAUGAAUUAACUCUGUCGCCCGCUGGAAGUUCUGCAAAAGCAAAACACUUUGAAAACCCAACCGGAACUAUGGGAAUGAGGACAGAGGUAAACUUACCAUUUACACUUUACGCUGCCAGCGUGCAUUUGGGAAAACUGAACCAACCCAUGGUAAAGUCCAUCUUCAAACAAUGCUAUCUCCGGAGCUGGACGCCCACACAGGAUCUUCUUUGCGACCUGGAAUUUUACGAUGGACGAAUGGGACCUGACCUUAGAAAGAAGGAACAUAUUUAUGUACCCGCGAAAUGCAAAACUUGCCAGCUUAAAUUUUCCUUCACGAUUAAACACAAACCCCAGGAGGGCAACGACUUUACUCUGAUCAUGAGGACAAGAAACGGAAUAUGUCAUGCUCCCAAGUGAAAAAAAAUAUGUUGGAAUAAUAUUUCUUGCUCACCGGAUUGAGAGAAGUUCUAAAAAAAUGUGUCUAUCUCAAACAUUGAAUAAUUUAUACUAUAUAACCAUAUGUACAUGCAAUUUAAUCAUUACGAAAAUCGUCUUUUCCUUGUCCACCACAAUAAACUCGAUACAUAAAUGUUACACAACGUAUUAUUUAAUAUUACAUAAAUUGAGGUAAACUUUUCUUUACAAAUUUUGUAACAAUCUACACUUUACAAUUUAUUUAAUUUUGUAACAAGGAUUUUUUACAACCGUUUUAAUCAAUCACAAUACAUACAUUUGUAUAAAGAUUAUUUAUAAUAAGCUAAAAUUUAACUGAAACGAAUUAACUAUA
Molecule: messenger RNA, 1487 nt
Organism: Folsomia candida
Lineage: Eukaryota; Metazoa; Arthropoda; Collembola; Entomobryomorpha; Isotomidae
Exons: 8
Coding region: 62-1117 (351 amino acids)
Source: RefSeq, a predicted model, not a curated record